AUGGACCAAAGAAAGCUGUGGCUCCAGCUCCGGAGAACCAUUGGAAAACACGUGGCCCGUGCCAACAAAAGCAACGUCAAGCACGUUUCCAUCAAGCUUUUUGAAACAAACGUCGUCCGAGGCCGUGGCAUCUUGGCUCGAGCAAUCCUAGCAAAUGUGCUUACUGAGCCUGACAAACACGCUGUUUUCGCCCUGUUGGUGGCGGUCUUGAACCUGAAGGUUCCGCAGAUUGGCGAGCUUGUUGCUGCCAGGACGGUGGCGCUCUGGAAGUACUUGUACAUGAAAAACGACUGUACGAGGAUCUUCAGGGUGUUGCUUUUCCUCUGCGAAUUGAUAAAGCAGAAGGUCGUGGAGGACGUGGUGUUGUUGCAGAUCUUGCAGCUUUUGGUGGAGGAGUCUGUGACUGACGAUUCUGUGCACUUGGCGUCGUUUGCUUUGGAGAACAUCCUGGCGUAUCUAGACAAGAAUGCCAAAACUUCAGCUAACCUGAUCUACGACCAGCUAAGAAACAUGCUCCAGGAAGGAGGUCUUCUGGAAAAACGUCGCAACGAUAUCCAGUAUCUCCUCGAACACCGCCGCAAUCGCCCCAAAUACCUUAUAGACCCUGAACUCGAUCUUGUGGAAGGUACCGAUAAUGCCACGCACUAUGUGGACCUCACAGACCUCCAGGAGCCCGGAACGGACCUCAAUUACUUCCAGGAGGAUCCGGAAUUCGAGGUGGCAGAGGCCACUUACAGCCAAUUGCAGAGACAGAUUCUAGCAGAAGAGGUCAGGCAAGAAAGACCCAGUGAAAAGGUCGAACAUCCACAGAAAACCACCGAUAUGACCGACAAGACGCUUCUCCAGCACCAGAAAACAAUCUACUUGACGGUGAUGUCGUCAAUGUCCGCAGACGAAGCCGUACACAAGCUUCUCCGAGUCAGGCAAAAGCAGAAGCUCGAGCAGGCGGUUCUAGUCGACAUGAUCGUGAAGUGCUGUGCCCAGGAAAAAACGUACUCCAAGUACUUUGGCGUCAUUGGAGAGAAAAUGAGUGGAAUGAGCCAGGAGUGGAACAAUACCUUCACCAACGAGUUCCAGCAAAAGUACGACACGUGCUACCAGUACGAAGGCUCACAGCUCCGAAACAUGGGCAAGUUUUUCGGCCACUUGAUUGCAUCAGAUAAUUUACGGCCCCAGGAGACCCUAGGUCAUGUAGAGUUGACGGAAACCGGAACCAACAGUGCGAGCCGAGUCUUCAUAAAAUUCCUCUUUCAAGAGCUUGUGGAGGAGAUGGGCGUCAAUGAGGUGAAGCGGCUCAUUCAGGAUCCCGAAGUGAAGCCCACGCUUCGUGGCAUGUUUCCUGUUGUUCUGGUGGACGAGCUGGAUCAGGCCCAUAUCAUGUUUUCCAUCAACUACUUCACGGCCAUCGGCUUGGGUGUUUUGACAGAGGAAAUGAGACAGGUGCUCAAGAAUCUUCCAGAGCCUCGUGGUCGUCGCAGCUCGUCUUCUGGUUCGUAUUCAGAUCUGGCUUCCUACAGCAGGUCUGAGUCGUACUCCAGGAGUCCAUCCCGAAGCCGCAGUGGAUCGAGAUCCCGAAGCUGGUCGAGAAGCCCCUCCAGAACGCCGUCCAGGGAGGUCGAAAGCAAGGAGUAG
This is a messenger RNA of Candidozyma duobushaemuli, 1632 nucleotides long. RefSeq names its product U2-type spliceosomal complex subunit (gene CWC22). Gene Ontology annotation, cellular component: catalytic step 2 spliceosome. Gene Ontology annotation, biological process: mRNA splicing, via spliceosome. The record is from RefSeq and is a predicted model, not a curated record. NCBI's taxonomy places the organism in Eukaryota, Fungi, Ascomycota, Pichiomycetes, Serinales, Metschnikowiaceae. Bases 1 to 1632 code for a protein of 543 amino acids. Gene Ontology annotation, molecular function: RNA binding; protein binding. The transcript has a single exon.